AUGGGCCAUAACCACAGUACACCAAGACACCAGCAGCAGACCGCGUCGUCUUCCCUACCAAAUGACUCCACAGAUCUCCCUCCGACGUAUGCAGAAGUUUUUGAGAGCACCGCACUCACGAGAGACCAUUCUUUGGCUACACCAAAUUCACAGAGCAACGAAGUCGUCCGACUAACGCAGGAACUGCGCUCCAGGGACGAGACAAUCCGCAACCUUAAAGACGAGUUCUUCCUAGAGAGAAUCCGCCACCGUAACAGAGCAUCUCAAUCCAAGACCAUCGGCGCAGGCUAUGAAGUUAAGCUCGACGAAAAGCUGCUUGCAGUGAAAGAUAAAGAGCGAGAACUGCUCCAGACGCUUAACCAAGUACGUUCAGGAAAACGAUACACAGAGUCGGUAAUGGCCUCCUUGGAGCGACAAGUGAGGAGCCUCAAGCAGGAAGUUAGACAAAAGACCAAAGAUGCGCAGUCACUGGAAGAACAGCUGGAAGAGUCGAAGAAGCUGGUCGAGGACAAGGCUUCUCAAAUCAAGAUUCUCGCAGCCCGUGCCUUCGAUGCAGAAACCAGUCCAGGAUGUAAAGAAUGCNAAAACUGCAAGAAUCUAGAGCAGCAGCUUCAGGACAUCAAGACCAAAAGUACUGCAGAGAUAGAAGAUCUCACAACCGAGACAUCCGCCCAAGGAUGUUUGAUCGACUUCGACAAUCGCUAUAUCGAAACACUGUACAAGAGGAUGCGAACCUGCCGAAUUGACAGCAUGCGAGUACCACCAGACCUCGACACCGAAAAGAAAAAGACUGAGUGCCUGAACAAGGCCAUUGAAGGCUUCCGCAACCCGUUCCCAGAGCAAAGAUCACAUAACAAGUUCAAGGCAAUUCAAGUGCAGCAAGAAAUAACACACAUGUCGACGGCGGCAGCCAUUGAAUAUCGACGUCAAAUCGUGACAAGGCAUAUACAAGAGGCGUAUACUGAGCUACGGCUCGCCAGGGCUGAAGCGGAGUGCAGAAUUGGUGAUCCUUUGCUCAGGAAUGACGAUUACCAUUCUAUCAUACAACAAGAGUUCGAUGACGUCGUAAGAUUGUCCAGUGAGUGCUACAAACUAGGACUACAGCAGGCUUCUAAAGCUCUAACAGACAAAGCGCUGAAAACGAUGAAGCCCAGUAGUGAUAUCGAUGUAGCCGCUGGUGGAAAGGAAUGUUAG
Molecule: messenger RNA, 1194 nt
Organism: Aureobasidium musti
Lineage: Eukaryota; Fungi; Ascomycota; Dothideomycetes; Dothideales; Saccotheciaceae
Source: the annotation of a GenBank genome assembly